Pectinophora gossypiella (pink bollworm) is the source of this 1032-nucleotide messenger RNA. RefSeq lists its product as uncharacterized. The transcript has 2 exons. The record is from RefSeq and is a predicted model, not a curated record. Bases 1 to 879 code for a protein of 292 amino acids. NCBI's taxonomy places the organism in Eukaryota, Metazoa, Arthropoda, Insecta, Lepidoptera, Gelechiidae.
AUGUCUGGUUUUACUUGGAGUAAUGAAAAUGUGAUCACAUUGAUUGAACUAUUUCAAGAGAGACAAGUCUUGUGGAAUACGCAGAUGGAUGAAUACAAGGAUCGAAAUAAAAAACAUGACGCGUGGAUGCAAAUUGCGGCUGAAUUUAAUUUAGAUAAACAGGCGAUUGAAAAAAAAAUGCGGUCACUUAUAGGCCAAUUUCAGAGAGAGUGUAAGAAGCCUAAAUCAGGUGCGGGGGCUGACGAUAUACCUAAAUGGUUUGCGUAUAAAAAACUUUUAUUUUUAAAAGAUCGAAAUAAGCCAGAAGAAACUGUUGAUGGGGGAUUGUCGGUCAACGAAACUGAAAGCGAAAAACAAAUAAGUGACACUAAUACUGACUCCGGCGUACCAAAUGAGAAGCCAUUCACUGCCCCGAAAACAUUUCGUAAAAGAUUCAGGCCACAAGUUACAGAAGAUAAAACAUCAGAGGAAGCUUUGAAACUCUUAAAAGAAAUGUAUGAGAGUAGACGCGAGAGAGACGAAACUGAUAUUUUUGGAGAAUAUGUCGCAAGAAAACUUAAAGAAAUCAAAAAUACUCAUGCCAGAAAUACCGCGCAAUAUCAUAUUAAUAAUAUUUUGUUCAGUGCUUCCACGGGAGAAUAUGAUUGGCCAACCAAUACGAUGGAGAGACCCAGUAAUGCUGCUGGUGCUUUCGGAUACAACAGUGUACCAAGUCCAUCCACUUCUUCGGUUAAUAUUAGCACUGAUAGCAGAGAAUAUAUCAAUACACCAAGUCCAUCCACUUCAUUGGAUAAAACUUCAAUUACCAACGUCCCACAAUUCAGUGAAGAUUCUACGCAAUCAUUUGAUGAUUUGUUGCAAUCAAUCCAAAACAAAUGAUUACUUUGGAUCAACAUUCGUUUUUCGUUUUCUUGCUAUAUUUGUCAUUAAAAAUACUGCAAAAUUAAAUUUUAGCUUAUUGUAUUUUCAUUAAACAUUUCUGAACAAAAUGUUAUUAAUGUUAACAUUGAAAUAAAAGUAUUGAUUUGUACU